GUUUUUGUAUAGUAUCCUUCCUCUUAACAUGCAAACCUGAAACUUUCCUUAGGUUCACGAGUUUAUUUACAAAUGUUUUAAUUAUUGUGAUGUGUUAUUUUGGUGUUAGGCCGCAUCAAGCUUAUUUAACUAAGCUCAAGUUGGAAUCAGAAACAAGAGCAUCCUUCUUCAUUUACACAGGGCUUUUAAGAUGGUGAUAAGAAGUGUGGAUCUACGAUCAGACACCGUGACAAGACCCACUGAUGCUAUGCGCGAAGCAAUGGCUAGUGCUGAGGUGGACGAUGACAUACUUGGCUAUGAUCCAACAGCUCGACAUCUCGAAGAGGAGAUGGCUAAGAUGAUGGGUAAAGAGGCAGCUCUCUUCGUGCCAUCUGGUACAAUGGGGAAUCUGAUAUGCGUUAUGGUUCACUGCGAAGUGAGAGGCAGCGAGGUGAUUCUUGGAGACAACAGCCACAUCCAUGUUUACGAGAAUGGAGGGAUAUCAACAAUCGGUGGCGUGCAUCCCAAGACAAUCAAGAAUGAAGAAGACGGGACGAUGGACUUGGGGGCUAUAGAAGCAGCUAUUAGAGACCCUAAAGGAAGCACGUUUUAUCCAUCUACAAGGUUGAUUUGCUUGGAGAACACACACGCCAACUCUGGUGGGAGAUGUUUGAGUGCUGAAUACACAGAUAGAGUUGGACAGAUUGCGAAGAGACAUGGACUAAAGCUUCAUAUCGAUGGAGCUCGCCUCUUUAAUGCUUCCAUUGCACUUGGAGUUCCUGUCCAUAGGCUUGUAGAGGCUGCUGACUCUGUUUCGGUGUGUCUCUCUAAAAGUCUUGGAGCUCCGGUAGGAACUGUAAUCGUUGGCUCACAUACUUUCAUAGAAAAGGCGAAAACGUUAAGGAAAACAUUAGGUGGAGGAAUGAGACAAAUAGGCGUUUUGUGUGCAGCCGCUUUGGUCGCAAUCCAAGAGAACCUCCCAAAGCUACAAUUUGACCACAAGAAGGCAAAGUUGUUAGCUGAAGGGUUGAAUCAAAUGAAAGGGAUUAGAAUAAACGUUGCAGCCGUGGAGACUAACAUGAUAUUCAUGGAUAUGGAGGAUGGAUCAAGACUUACUGCUGAGAAACUGCGCAAGAGUCUAACGGAGUGUGGCAUUCUCGUCCUCCCAGGAAACUCAUCUCGGAUCAGAAUGGUUGUACACCACCAGAUAACAAUAAGUGACGUACAUUACACAUUGUCUUGCUUACAACAAGCAAUGCAAAUGAUUCAGGAACCAAGCCUAAACCAAACCGGCAAAACCGAAAAUGCUCUCUCUUUUUAAAUGUUGUUUGUCUAAGUUAUUUCUAAUUGUAAACAAUAAGGAUCGCUCGAUCUGUCAAUGUAAUUGUCAUCCUAUGAUCUCCUCCAUUUUAUUAUGAAACAUCCUCACAGUUGCAAGAAAA
Messenger RNA from Brassica napus (rape), 1421 nucleotides. Its product is annotated as low-specificity L-threonine aldolase 1-like. Gene Ontology annotation, cellular component: cytosol. The transcript has 9 exons. The coding region runs from base 191 to 1300 and encodes 369 amino acids. The record is from RefSeq and is a predicted model, not a curated record. Gene Ontology annotation, molecular function: L-allo-threonine aldolase activity. Gene Ontology annotation, biological process: glycine biosynthetic process; L-threonine catabolic process. Lineage: Eukaryota; Viridiplantae; Streptophyta; Magnoliopsida; Brassicales; Brassicaceae.